AUGGGCAUUACCUGGGACAAAGCAGCAAUCGAGCGCAUUAUCGCUGCAUUGCUAGCAUCGCAUCCUGGUUUCACACCCGACUACAGAGCCAUGGCUGUUUAUUUUGGUCAAGGAGCAACUUAUGAUUCUAUUCAGUACCGCUUUCGAGAGUACCGUAAGAUGGCUGAGGCCAUGACCGAAGGAUCUCCAACAAGCAGCCGUCGCGGUCCAAAUACACCCCGUACUCCAAGAACAACUACCAGUACUACUACUACUACUCCUCGCACCAACACCCGUGGAGGUGUCGCGAAGCCAGCUGCUAAAGCAACCCCGAAGACCCCGAGCAAACAUGCCACUCCGUCCAAAAUGAGAGGCGGCGCGUCGGCCGGGGACAGUAUCAUCCUGGACGAUGACGAUGAUCUUUUCGUGAAAGCCGAACCUAGCACACUUUCGCGCAAUCCGGGUCUAAAGAUUGAACAAGGCUCCCAGCACGGUUUUGGGAUUUUUAGCAUCAAACAAGAGGGCGAAUCUACCGAGACUACUACUACUAUCGCCCGUGCGCAGGAGAGCAGACAGGCCCGUGCGGAAACAGUUGUGGACAGUCAACAUGGCAGCACUAAUAUCGACGACCUUUUUGAAGAUUUUGAGGAGGUUGUCUAA
Messenger RNA from Uncinocarpus reesii 1704, 639 nucleotides. RefSeq lists its product as uncharacterized. The record is from RefSeq and is a predicted model, not a curated record. The transcript is spliced from 2 exons. Bases 1 to 639 code for a protein of 212 amino acids. NCBI's taxonomy places the organism in Eukaryota, Fungi, Ascomycota, Eurotiomycetes, Onygenales, Onygenaceae.